Vanderwaltozyma polyspora DSM 70294 is the source of this 711-nucleotide messenger RNA. It is a transcript of the gene ARD1, whose product is annotated as peptide alpha-N-acetyltransferase complex A subunit ARD1. Lineage: Eukaryota; Fungi; Ascomycota; Saccharomycetes; Saccharomycetales; Saccharomycetaceae. The transcript has a single exon. Gene Ontology annotation, cellular component: NatA complex. Gene Ontology annotation, molecular function: protein-N-terminal-glutamate acetyltransferase activity; protein N-terminal-serine acetyltransferase activity. The coding region runs from base 1 to 711 and encodes 236 amino acids. The record is from RefSeq and is a predicted model, not a curated record. Gene Ontology annotation, biological process: N-terminal peptidyl-glutamic acid acetylation.
AUGCCAAUUACUAUAAGAAGGGCUACUGUCAACGAUAUCAUUUGCAUGCAAAAUGCAAAUUUGCAUAACUUGCCUGAGAAUUAUAUGUUGAAGUAUUAUAUGUAUCAUAUUUUAUCAUGGCCAGAGGCUUCAUUUGUUGCGAUUAAUACUGAUUGUUCUAAUGAGAUUUCAAAUAUUGAAGAUAAGGAUGAGGAAUCUUUAGAGAUUGAGGAUGUUGAAAAUUCCAAGAUGGUAAAGUUAGACCCUACUUAUGUUGGGCCAGGUGAGAAAUUGGUUGGCUAUGUGUUGACUAAAAUGAAUGAUGAUCCUGAUCAACAAAACGAACCACCAAACGGCCACAUAACGUCCUUAAGUGUUAUGAGAACUUAUAGAAGAAUGGGUAUUGCUGAAAAAUUGAUGAGACAGGCAUUAUUUGCAUUGAGAGAAGUUUAUAAAGCUGAAUACGUUUCUUUACAUGUUAGAGAGUCCAAUAGAGCAGCUUUGCAUUUAUACAAGGAUACUUUGGAAUUCGAAGUUCUAAGUGUAGAGAAAAGUUAUUAUCAAGAUGGUGAAGAUGCUUACUCGAUGAAGAAAGUAUUAGAUUUAGAUGAAUUGCAUCCAAAGAAUUUUGCUCAUCGUGGCAAGGAUAAAGAAAAUGUCUUGGAAGAUGACUUGGAAAGUGAUCUCUUGGAAGAUAUUUUAAAGGAAGGUAUCGAAAGUAUCGUUGUAUAA